AUGUUACGAAUCGCACAACUCUUCUCCGCAGCCCUUGCGGUCGCAGGCGUUUCCGCCUCGGCCGUCAUUGACCUCAAGCCAUCCAACUUUGACUCGAUUGUUCUCAAGUCCGGCAAGCCCGCGCUGGUCGAGUUCUUUGCUCCUUGGUGCGGACACUGCAAAACCCUCGCACCCAUCUACGAAGACCUCGCCAGCUCCUUCGAAUUCGCAAAGGACAAGGUCACCAUUGCCAAAGUCGACGCCGAUGCCGAGAAGGAAUUGGGCAAGAAGUAUGGAAUUCAGGGUUUCCCAACAUUGAAAUGGUUUGAUGGAAAGGGUCUUUCCGAACCCGAGGACUACAAGAAAGGUCGGGAUAUCGAGAGCUUGACGGCUUUCAUUGAGGAGAAGACGGGAUUGAAGCCAAAGGGCGCCAAGAAGGCCGCCAGCGCUGUUGAGAUGUUGAACGAUGCCACAUUCGACAAGCAGAUUGGUGGGGAUAUGCAUGCCAUUGUUGCUUUUACUGCUCCGUGGUGUGGACACUGCAAGACUCUCGCUCCUGUCUGGGAAAAGGUCGCUGCCGACUUUGCAUCCGAGCCAUCCGUUCUCAUCGCCAAGGUCGACGCCGAGGCACCCAACGCAAAGGCCACCGCGGAGAGGUUUGGAGUCAAGUCUUAUCCGACCAUCUUCUACUUCCCCAAGGGAUCUUCGGAGAAGGUUGCCUACAGUGGUGGUCGCUCUGAAGAGGACAUUGUUUCGUUCAUGAACGAAAAGGCCGGCACUUUCCGCGCUCCAGGUGGUUCCCUCAACGCCCUCGCCGGAAUCAUCCCAUCCCUUGACACUGCCGUCUCGAGCCUCAAGUCUGGGGGAGAGGCAGCAUACGCAGAGCUUGCCAAGCAGGCCGGUGCGCUGCAGGGCACUUAUGCCGAAUACUACGCCAAAGUCGCCAAGAAGGUUGAGGCCAACGCCGAUUACGUCGAGAAGGAGUCCAAGAGAUUGGCAAAGAUGAUUGAGAAGGGUGGUCUUGCGCCAGAGAAGCUGGACGAUCUCAUCAGCCGGAAGAACAUUCUCAGCAAGUUCAUGGGUGGCGAGGAGGAUGGUGUGAAGAGCGAGCUUUAG
Ramularia collo-cygni is the source of this 1095-nucleotide messenger RNA. RefSeq names its product probable Protein disulfide-isomerase tigA. Gene Ontology annotation, cellular component: endoplasmic reticulum lumen; endoplasmic reticulum. Gene Ontology annotation, biological process: response to endoplasmic reticulum stress. NCBI's taxonomy places the organism in Eukaryota, Fungi, Ascomycota, Dothideomycetes, Mycosphaerellales, Mycosphaerellaceae. The transcript has 3 exons. The record is from RefSeq and is a predicted model, not a curated record. Gene Ontology annotation, molecular function: protein disulfide isomerase activity; protein-disulfide reductase activity. The coding region runs from base 1 to 1095 and encodes 364 amino acids.